Molecule: messenger RNA, 2016 nt
Organism: Besnoitia besnoiti
Lineage: Eukaryota; Apicomplexa; Conoidasida; Eucoccidiorida; Sarcocystidae
Product: RNA recognition motif-containing protein
Exons: 10
Coding region: 1-2016 (671 amino acids)
Biological process (GO): mRNA splicing, via spliceosome
Cellular component (GO): U2 snRNP; U2-type spliceosomal complex
Molecular function (GO): RNA binding
Source: RefSeq, a predicted model, not a curated record
AUGACGCGCGACAGCACUCCCCAGGAGGCGGCGAGUGCCGCUGAGGCCUCAGACCGCGCCGGCGCGAACGCGACCGGACUCGCCGUGGAAGCUCCUGCGGCAGACGCGUCAUCCCCCCCGGCCCCCUCCUCUUUUUCUUUGACUGCGCCGUCUUCCUCCUCCGAGUCCUCCGCCUCCGCGGCAUCUUCCGCAUGCGGCGAGAAGCGCACGGAGGCUGAGUUCGGUUUGGGCGUGGGUGGCGAGGCGCCGACCGAAGGAGGGGAGGGGUCGCAGGCGGGCGCGCCUAUGUGGUUUCUGAUCCUUACCGAGGACGCGAUCGCGGUGCUUCAGCGCCAGCAGGAGGCGCAGAACGCGGCGGGUGCCACGCCGCCGCAGGCAGCGGAGCCCGCGGGGGGUGAGGAGAAGGGUCAGAGCGUCGUCGGACCGGUGAGCGCGGAGACCGUGCGCAUCUACUUCCAGCACUGUCUGGUUGACGGCUACACGCAGUGCUGGCGGCAGGGCAUGGGCUCUUGGCUCCCCCUCGGCUCUGUCCACGAACUGAAGCAAAUCCUGCAGGGCGCAGAAGAGGAGGAGAAAGGGGAGGCAGCCGCGUGCGCAGCCGCCGGCGCUGCAGCUCAGAGCUCAGGCCGCGCCGGGUGUGGCAAGCGAAGCCGGAUCGACGGCAUUCCGGCGGAGUUCAAAUACGUGACGCCUGAAGGCGUGCAGAUGGUUUUCGAUCGGACAGACAAAGUGUGGCGCACCGCUGAGGAAUACGAGGCGCUCUAUGCCCUCUUGGAAGAAGCGGAGGCUGUCUCCCCAGGCGCGGCUGCCGCCGCGGGGCCCGGCCGGUUCAGCGAGGUCGGCGUCCAGCAGGAGGAUAUGGUUUUCCCUGGUCUCCGCGAGGGCGCGGAGGAGGCGCUCGCGGGCACGCUCCCCGAGGAGGCCGAGAAGGCGCCAGAGCUGACGGAGGCGGAGCGGCAGAAGAAGGAGCUGAAUGCCGAGAAGCGCCGGCUGUACCGACAGCGGCUGAAGAAGAAGAAGCAAGAGGGCCUCUGGGUCGCAGGCCGGAAGAACCCAAACAUCUACAUCGCCAAUCUGCCCCCAGACUGCACCGAAGACGAGCUCGCGGACGUCUUCAAGAAGGCCGGCGUCUUCAAAAUCGACCCAGAAACCCUGCGGCCGAAGAUCCGCGUCUACACAGACGAGACCGGUCGCUGCAAAGGCGACGCCCUGAUCUCGUUUGUCCACGAGAACUCCGUGGAGAUCGCCAUCAAGUAUUUCGAUGGAGCGCCGUUCCGCGACGGCGCGUGCACGCUCAAGGUUCAGCUAGCAGAGUUCGCGCCGAAGCAAGGCCAGCCGAGCGCUAGCCCUGCGGCCCCAGGAGGCGAAGCCGAGGCGCCGCGGGCCGCGCGGGGCGGAAAGCGUGACAGGAAGAAAUACCUCGCUGCGAAAUACGAGCAGGAGCGGCUGUUGAGCUGGGGCGACGCGAUCGAUGACGGUACGGGCCGUCGCAUCGUCAUCAUGAAACCGACGUACUCGAGUGAAGAGGCUGAAAUGUACGAGGAAGGCGACGCGUUUUACGACGAGCUGCGACAAGAACUUUUCGACGAAAUCGCGCAGUUCGCGAAGCCAGAGAAAGUGACUGUCAUCCCAAGGCACGUCCAGGGCGUCGCGUGUGUGAAGCUGAAGACCGCAGAAGAUGCAGAGCGCAUCAUCGAGCAAUUCAGAGGGCGCUUCUUCGAUGGACGGCAGCUCGAGGUCUUCUUCUUUGACGGCCGCACAGAUUUGAAGGCGAACUGCCUACCCUCGCGCCUCGCGAAAAAGGCCCGCGUCGCGACCCCCGACGCGUCGCAGAGUCCAACUCCCCCGCAGCCCGCGGAGGCCGCUGGCCAGAGUGAGGAGAUGGCAGUGGAGAAGGAGGAAGACCAAGCAGAGGGGAAGAACGAAGACGACGAGGCGGAGCGUCUGGAAAAGUUUGGGGACUGGAUCGACCAGCAAAGCAGCGACGAGGAAUUCGAGGUGCAGACAGAGGGGUAA